ACACGAAAAUACAGCUGGAAAAACAAUGAGAAUACCCGAAAUACAGCUGCAAAAUUAGUUAAUUUCACAUUCAGGUUUUAAAUUUGUAACAGUUGCCCACAUAAAAUACUUCAUCUUGCAUACUUGAAAGACUGAUGGUCCAAAAUGAUUUGGUUAUAUGCUGUGCUUUCUCUUUCCCUUUUUAAGUAUCAUCUCUCCCCAAACGUUGGAUGACGCAAGUUUUAAUGACGCAAACGAGUUUGAUAUUGAUUUUGAUAAAAUACUGGAAAAUUAUCAGGAAGAAUUAAUUCUGUUGGCUGAGUUAAGAGAUAAAUAUAAAAGAGAAAAUGCUAUAGAAAUUGUAACCGAUAUCAAUUCCAACAGAGCUUUUGAUCUGGAUUUCGAGACAGAGAGACUGGAAGAACAGCAGAUUAUUUUUGAAUAUAUUGCUACAGUAACAAACAUGUUGGACUUGCCAGAAGACAAAAGGGCUCGUCUCAUAGAAAAACUCAAUUCGUUUCCUAAAUUCCGUGAAAUUGUCAACACAUGCAAGAGAGCCAUACCUUCUCCCCAGUGUAACUUUUUGUCACCGUAUAGGACUUAUGAUGGCACUUGCAAUAAUUUAGAGCACCCUAGAUGGGGUGCCUUAUUUUCAUGUGAUCUCAGGCUUUUGGAUGCAAAUUAUGAAGGUGUAGCUGGUUUCGUAGAAUCUGUCAAAGGAGGACCUCUACCUCAUCCGAGGGUAUUAUCUCUGAAUCUCAGCAAUGAAGCGGAACUUCCAAGAAUGAAUGUCUCGCAUUUGUUUCCGUAUUUCGGUCAAUUGUUGGCUCAUGAUAUGGCUCGUACUCCUCCAACAACGACUGGAGGCCGAACAAUGCUUUGCUGUCCGAUAAAGGGAAUGCUGCAUCCGCAGUGCAUACCACUGCUAUACGCUGCUGAUGAUCCAUAUUAUAAGCAGUUCAACUUCACUUGUCAAACUAUGCUUAGACAUGUCCCAUGCACAUCCUGUUCAUUCGGAAAAAGAAUGCUUACGAACCAGGCAACAACUUUCAUUGAUUGUUCGUUUAUGUAUGGUGUAACUGAAGAAGCAGCAAGGAAACUAAGAACACUUGAUGGAACAGGAAAAUUACUCACACAGCGGGGCAAUCUGAUGCCCAAAAGAGUUAAGGUAGACAGAGAUAUAAAUUGCAUGGUGGAUUUCAAGAAAUAUUGCUUCGAAUCAGGUGAUUCUAGAGGAAACCAACACACUAUUUUGGCAUCCUUACACAAUCUUUUCGUUAGAGAACAUAACAGAAUAGCUACUCAGUUGAAAAUUCUGAAUCCUCAUUGGGAUGGAGAACCAAUAUUCCAAGAAACAAGGAAGCUUGUGGGCGCAAUAAUGCAGAGUAUUGUGUACAAGGAGUUCCUACCUUUGCUCAUAGGGCCAACUCGAAUGUGGGAAUUUGAUUUGUGGCCCAACACUUCGCACUAUGAUCCCACUGUCAAUCCAGAACAGAUUUCAGAAUUCAACACGGCUGCCUUCCGCUUGCACAGCACAGUCAACACUCCACUCUACGAAAAUGGAACAAACAGUGUGGUCAGACUAAGAGACACUUUCAUGAUUCAUAAACCCAUCCACGACGGUUGUUUUGGAAAAUUCUUGCAAGGAGCAUCUAAAUUUCCGGCUCAUAAAUAUGGUCGACAUCAUGUGGAUGAUGCUACUAAGUAUUUGUACAAGUCACCCGAGAAGCUCCUUGGUCCUGAUAUCCAAACUAUUAAUAUCCACCGAGGAAGAGAUCAUGGUAUGCCACCAUACAUUCAGUUGUUAGCAUAUUGCACAGAUAACGAAAUUAAUGUGAGGACAUUCGAAGAUCUCAAUCAAGUAAUGCUCCCCGAGGACGUAAACUUGCUGAAACACCAUUACAAGGAUGUGGCCGAUAUCGAUCUGAUUAUAGGACUUCAGAUGGAGUAUAACGACGAUACUUCAGUACUGCCACCCACAGGAUCUUGUAUAAGCGGAAUUCAGUUCAGAAACCUCAAAGAAGGAGACAGAUUCUUCUUUGCUCAUAUGGGUCUUCCAAAUUCAUUUAGCAGAGGUGAGUCAAAAAUGCAGUAUUAAUCUAAUGAAAUAAAA
This is a messenger RNA of Stegodyphus dumicola, 2092 nucleotides long. Its product is annotated as salivary peroxidase/catechol oxidase-like. Gene Ontology annotation, molecular function: peroxidase activity; heme binding. Lineage: Eukaryota; Metazoa; Arthropoda; Arachnida; Araneae; Eresidae. Gene Ontology annotation, biological process: response to oxidative stress. The record is from RefSeq and is a predicted model, not a curated record.